Molecule: messenger RNA, 8713 nt
Organism: Sardina pilchardus (European sardine)
Lineage: Eukaryota; Metazoa; Chordata; Actinopteri; Clupeiformes; Clupeidae
Product: NACHT, LRR and PYD domains-containing protein 12-like
Exons: 20
Coding region: 98-4585 (1495 amino acids)
Biological process (GO): intracellular signal transduction
Molecular function (GO): protein binding
Source: RefSeq, a predicted model, not a curated record
GACGGAGAUUCAAGGAAAUGGAUUCCAGGAGCUCAAGCCAGUGACACUCCAAACAUAGCCUACUGUCUUCUAGAGGGACUCUCCCACUGCUGCUGGUAUGAGUGACUCUCAGGAGAGAGAGGAGGCUGUAGGUCCCAGUGAGACACUCAGACCAGAGUCUGCAGCACAUGGCUUUAGGACCAUGAAGAAUGCUGAAGACAUGGCUGAUCCUGGGUCACCAACACACUCUGGUGGAGGUUACAGACCUCCAUCUCCAGUGCCCAGCUGUGUGUCUAUGAAGAGUGAUGUGUCCCUCCCUCGUCCUCCAAACUUCAGCAAUGAACCACCACACUCUGGACCCAAUGUAACUGAAUCUAAAGGUUGUGUUGCCAGAUCAGAGACACACAGACCUCCAUCUCCAGUGCCCAGCUGUGUGUCUAUGAAGAGUGAUGUGUCCCUCCCUCGUCCUCCAAACUUCAGCAGUGAACCACCACACUCUGAACCCAAAUCAGAGACACACAGACCUCCAUCUCCAGUGCCCAGCUGUGUGUCUAUGAAGAGUGAUGUGUCUCUCCCUCGUCCUCCAAACUUCAGCAAUGAACCACCACACUCUGAACCCAAUGAGUUGACGGCUGAUCAGUUGAUGGGUGGAGUGCAUGAACAGGUACUGAGUGACACCAUCACCUGUGAACACAACAUCAACAAGAGGACAGAUAAGGAAGUUCUGAUAAGUGUUAAAGAGAAACAUAAAGCCAGUCUGAAGAGGAGGUUUGAGAACAUAUCUGAGGGCAUCAUCAAACCAGGAGCUGAGAUACUCCUCAAUAAGAUCUACACAGAGCUCUACAUCACAGAAGGAGAGAGUGAAGGGGUGAAUAAGGAGCAUGAGGUCUGGCAGGUAGAGUCAGCAUCUAGAUCUCAAUACACAGAAGACACACCAAUCAACUGCAAUGACAUCUUCAAGCCCUUACCUGGCCAGGAGAAGUGCAUUAGAACUGUGAUGACCAAAGGUGUUGCUGGAAUUGGAAAAACAGUCUCUGUGCAGAAAUUCAUUCUGGAUUGGACAGUUGGGAUAGUUAAUCAAGACAUAGACUUCAUGUUUCCCCUUUCCUUCCGUGAGCUGAAUUUGGUGAGGGAUGAUCAGUAUAGCCUUCACAAGCUCCUCCUUGACUUCCAACCUGAGCUGAAGGAGCUGAAUGAUGGUGAAGGAUACAAAGACUGCCGGGUUGUGUUCAUCUUUGAUGGAUUGGAUGAGAGUCGGUUAACUCUGGAUUUCGAACAGAAGAGUAAGUUGUCUGAUGUAGAACAAGAAUCAUCAAUGGAUCUUCUGAUGACGAGCCUUAUUCAGGGAACAUUGCUUCCCUCUGCACUCAUCUGGAUAACCUCACGACCAGCAGCAGCCAGUCAAGUUCCUACUCAGUAUAUCGACCAGGUAACAGAAGUACGAGGAUUUAAUGACCCACAGAAGGAUGAGUACUUCAGGAAGAAAAUCAGUGAUGAGAGUCAGGCCAACAGAAUCAUCUCUCACAUUAAGGCAUCCAGGAGUCUCCACAUCAUGUGCCACAUCCCAGUCUUCUGUUGGAUUGCAGCCACUGUGCUACAACAGAUGCAGGAACAGGACAACACCCAGGCAAUACCCACAACUUUGACUGAGAUGUUCAUACACUUCUUGCUCAUCCAGACUACCAGAAAGAAUCAGAAAUAUCAAGAAAGACAUGAAACAGAGAAUAAUAGGCUCUUAGAAUCACAGAAAGAAAUCAUUCUAAAGUUAGCUGAAAUGGCCUUUGAUAAUCUAGAGGAAGGCAAACUGAUAUUUUAUGAGGAAGACCUGCAGAAGUGUGGCAUUGAUGUCAGUGAAGCCUCAGUGUACUCUGGCAUGUGUACUGAGAUCUUCAAGGAAGACUCUGUGUUUCACCAGAGGAAAGUCUACUGCUUUGUGCAUCUGAGCAUCCAGGAGUUUCUAGCUGCACUUCAUGUAUUCAUAUCACACCUGAAAAACAAUUUCAAGACACUAACAUCUCUUUGUUAUGUUACCUGUAAGAUACCGUUGAAUGGGCUUCUAAAGAAGGUAGUUGACCAAGCUUUGAAGAGCAGGAAUGGACACCUGGAUCUUUUCCUUCGAUUCCUUAUGGGCAUCUCUCUGGAGAGCAAUCAGAGACUUCUGCAAGGUCUACUGAACCACACAUAUAGCACCACAGAGAUGGAAAUUAAGAACAUCUGUCAGUAUAUAAAAGAGUUCAACAAUGAAGGCCUCUCUCCUGAAAGAUGCAUCAAUCUUUUCUACUGCUUGGUUGAAAUGAAUGAUCAUUCCAUGCACCAAGAAAUUAAAAAAUAUCUCGAGUCACCAAAGGAUUUCAAAGGCCAACUAUCUCCUGCUCACUGUUCAGCACUGGCCCACAUGCUUCUGAUGUCUGAGGAGAUGCUGGAUGAGUUUGACCUGAAGAAAUACAACACAUCAGAUGAGGGGCGCAGGAGACUGAUCCCAGCUGUGAGGUGCUUCAGAAGGGCACGACUUGCUGAUUGCAAACUCACAGAUAAGUCAUGUGAUGUUGUUGCCUCAGUUCUACAGUCUCCAAACUCCCUGAUUGAGCUGGAAUUGAGUAACAAUGACCUUGGAGAUUCUGGAGUUCAGCUUCUUUCUAAAGGACUGUCUAGUCCCCACUGCAAGCUGCAGAUAUUAAGGCUCUGUAAGUGUGAUUUCUCAAGUGAAGGAUAUGUUUGUCUGGCUCUGGCCCUGAUGUUAAACCCCUCCUGUGUGAAAGAGCUGGAUGUGAGCUACAAUCAUCCUGGAGAAUCAGCACAGAAGCUGUUAUCUGCUACACUGAAGAAUCCUCACUCCAAAGUUGAAGUGCUUCAACUUGCUGGUUGCAAACUCACAGAUAAGUCCUGUGAGACUGUGACUACUGUUCUGCAGUCACCAAACUCCCUGAUAGAGCUGGACCUGAGUAACAAUGACCUGGGAGAUUCUGGAGUUCAGCUUCUUUCUAAAGGACUGUCUAGUCCCCACUGCAAGUUGCAGACAUUAAGACUCACUGGCUGCAAACACACAGAAAAGUCCUGCAAACAUGUGGCCUCAGUUCUGCAGUCACCAAACUCCCUGAUAGAGCUGGACCUGAGUAAUAAUGAUCUGGGAGAUUCUGGAGUUCAGCUUCUGUCUAAAGGACUAUCUAGUCCCCACUGCAAACUGCAGAUGUUAAGGCUCUGCAAGUGUGGUAUCUCAGGUGAAGGAUAUGUUUGUCUGGCUCUGGCCCUGAUGUUAAACCCCUCCUGUGUGAAAGAGCUGGAUGUGAGCAACAAUCAUCCUAGAGAAUCAGCACAGAAGCUGUUAUCUGCUACACUGGAGGAUCCUCACUCCAAAGUUGAAGCCCUUCAACUUGCUGGUUGCAAACUCACAGAUAAGUCCUGUGAGAUUGUGACUACUGUUCUGCAGUCACCAAACUCCCUGAUAGAGCUGGACCUGAGUAACAAUGACCUGGGAGAUUCUGGAGUUCAGCUUCUUUCUAAAGGACUGUCUAGUCCCCACUGCAAGUUGCAGACAUUAAGACUCACUGGCUGCAAACUCACAGAAAAGUCCUGCAAACAUGUGGCCUCAGUUCUGCAGUCACCAAACUCCCUGAUAGAGCUGGACCUGAGUAAUAAUGAUCUGGGAGAUUCUGGAGUUCAGCUUCUGUCUAAAGGACUAUCUAGUCCCCACUGCAAACUGCAGAUGUUAAGACUCUGCAAGUGUGGUAUCUCAGAUGGAGGUUAUGUUUGUCUGGCUCUGGCUCUGAUGUUAAACCCCUCCUGUGUGAAAGAGCUGGAUGUGAGCAACAAUCAUCCUGGAGAAUCAGCACAGAAUCUGUUAUCUGCUACACUGGAGGAUCCUCACUCCAAAGUUGAAGCUCCUCAACUUACUGGCUGCAAACUCACAGAUAAGUCAUGUGAGCUUCUGGCCUCAGUUCUGAAGUCUCCAAAUUCCCUGAUUGAGCUGGACCUGAGUAACAAGGACCUGGGAGAUUCUGGAGUUCAGAUUCUUUCUAAAGGUCUGUCUAGUCCCCACUGCAAGCUGCAGAUAUUAAGGCUCUGCAAGUGUGGUUUCUCAAGUGAAGGAUAUGUUUGUCUUGCUCUGGCCCUGAUGGUAAACCCCUCCUGUGUGAAAGAGCUGGAUGUGAGCAACAAUCAUUCUGGAGAAUCAGCACAGAAGCUGUUAUCUGCUACACUGAAGGAUCCUCACCGUGAAGUUGGAGCCCUGCAACUUGCUGGCUGCAAACUCACAUAUAAGUCCUGUGAGCUUGUGGCCUCAGUUCUGCAGUCUCCAAACUCCUUGAUCAAGCUGGACAUGGAAACCAAUGACCUGGGAGACUCUGGAGCUCAGCUUCUCUCUAAAGGACUGUCUAGUCCCCACUGCAGACUGCAGACAUUAAGCCUGAGGAACUGCAGCAUUGGAGAGGAAGGUUUCACAGCUCUUGCAUCAGCACUGAGAUCAAACCCCUCACACAUGAGAGUGCUGCAGCUGUCAGGGAGUAAAGCAACAGAUUCAGGAGUGAAACAUCUUUCUUCUCUUCUGGAGGAUCCCAACUGUAAACUGGAGAUGCUAAACCGGAUGUCAAUAUAUCCUUUCUGGAACUGAUCGUCGGAAGUUGAAGACUGCAGCAGCCCGCGGACUACAACCGUGGAAAAGCCCCGUACGGUGAAUUCCGUGCAGGCCAGCCGACGGCGACCAGCUCCUAGACUGGAUUGACGACUUCCGAACUACAGAGCAGAACCAUAACAGUGUGAGUAUAAUUUCAUAGGCCUAGGGAAAAGUCGCAUUAAGUUGCCGUUCCCAAGGGAAAAGUCGCAUUAAGUUGCCGUUCUCUUAAUACAGCUGUAAAAUUAGAUAAACUUUCCAGGGGGGUUUCAGUCCCGCCUGAUGUAAAGGGGCUAUGGAUGCCGCUUAAAGGGGCUAUGGAUGCCGCUUAGUUUAUCUGAUGUAAAGGGGCUAUGGAUGCCGCUUAAAGGGGCUAUGGAUGCCGCUUAGUUUAUCUGAUGUAAAGGGGCUAUGGAUGCCGCUUGAAGGGGCUAUGGAUGCCGCUUAGUUCAUCUGAUGUAAAGGGGCUAUGGAUGCCGCUUAGUUUAUCUAAAAAGGGGGCCUGAAGUCCCACCUGAGCUGGGGGGCCUGAAGUCCCACCUAAGCUAUCAAAGAAGGAGUGUGACUGAGAAGUGUGUGUGUGAAGGGAUUGUCUGUGAGUUAAAACGAACAACAGAGCCUGUGAGAGAUAAAACACCCAGGGGAAGCCGGACUAAGGUCUAGAAGCUCGCUUCCCAGGCUUGUUGUUUGCCCUAAGAGGACGACACAGAACAAUCUCUUAUUUGUGCAAAAUGGAGAAUACUCAGAUAAAGGACAACUUUUGAAAGGCGAUGCCAAAUUCAUAGCUAGAGUCCAUCGAGGAACUGAAAAUUGGCUAUUACGAUGGAAAGAUAAAUUCGAAUUUGCAAACUAAAACCAAAAUUAUCAUCAUGCCAUGCAGAAGUGCACCUGUAUGACGAUGAUGAUGAUUACGGUAAAACUCCAAAUUGGCCUCCACCGCCGCCUCCGGUGGAGGCAUUUCCAAUGGUAGAACUGCCCAAUCCAACAUUUAAGCCAGACGUGGCUGAGGGUCAAAAUAAUCCACGGUUAAUGUAUGUCUAUAGGACAUGGACACAGGACGACGUAAAAAAAAAAAAAAAAAAAAAAGCAGUGGAGGGAAUUCCAUCUCAUAAAGCCCAAAUUGAAGAAUUUUGCGACGAAAUGAAAAACAUAAUAGCGGUGUACCACCUGAAUGGUUUCGAGGUUGAAAGGAUGUUCCGCUUUAAAAUGGGCUCUGAUUGGAGCCGUGUUAAAGAUAGCUUUGUAGCCCAUCAGGCUGGUACAGCGUAUGCGCCUGGUUCUCUGGAUUUAAAUCAACAAGUCCAAAGCCUAGAGAAUAAAUGUAAAGACGUGUUUAAAAAACAUUGCAAUUACCAAAAUACACGCCACCACACAGAAAGAUGAUGAAGAUGUCUGGGAGUUUAGAGACAGAUUUGAAAACGUUUUUAAAGCCUAUAACGGCCUGAAGUCAGGGAGUGCAGAAGAUAAGAUAAUUUAUGGACAGCAUUUAAAACAAGCAUUACUCCAAAGUUUCAGACCAGAGAUAAAAGGGUGGAUAGAGAAACAUUUUGUUAUUUUCAAAACAGCAGAACUGCCAGAUUUUAUGGAACAUGCUAAACAUGCAGAGAAAACAGUGAAAAAGAAAAAGAAAGUAAGAGAAAAGAAAGACUCAGAGAAAGUAGGGGAAGCAUUUGUGAUGGCAUUACAAGGCAGAAAUGGGUCAGAACAGAGAGAUUAUGAAAAUGAAGGUGAUGAUAGCAACAACUGUUUCAGGUGUGGGGGUCGCGGGCAUUGGUCUCGUGACUGCGCCACCAAAGAUGAGAAAGAACAAAGAUACGAUAGUGACUAAGUGACUAAGUAAGUGGAGAAGGAGAAGAGCUAGAAAUGUUUGAAGAAUUUCUAGACUAGAGCUGAUGUGUGUUUAAAUGACUAAGAAAGUGAAGAAAGAAAGCCUACAUAUUAAACUAAACAUUUAAAUUAAAUAUUUCAAUUCUGUUGAAGUUGUGCUUUUUCACCCAUUCACUGUGAAAAUCCCACAUGCCGUCUCCCUACUGCUGUUACAAACUAAUAUGACAUUCUUAUCUCGUAUGACAGUAUUGUUAUCACAACCACACAUUAAAUAUGGCGUAAACAAAGCAGCUUAUGCAGUGACUAACUGCUAAAUUAGAAGUUAAACUUUUGUUUGCCACAUGCUCUGCACAGGUAGCCGAAUUGACUGGGCUGACCAGAGCAUGUGAGCUUUUUGCCAAAAAGAAAGUGACAAUAUACACAGACAGCCAAUAUGCCUUUGCUGUGUCUUACAUUGCUGAAAUCAAUGUACAAAUGGGUAGCAAUUUUGAGUCAUGGGCAGAGCCAUGUCUCAACAGGAGGGAUGUGUGAACUAGUAGACAAACACUAUAACAUAUAGAUUUACAAACUACUCACAAAAUGUUUGUUAUCAGUGCAUCAUAUGUACUGUAUUGAUGUAGGAGUAGUGGAACAACUAAUUAAAACACUGUGUUCAAAGGAAUAUGUGGACACGGAUACUGCUCUCUCUCUCUCUGUUUUUCCACAGGAUCCCAGAGUGAAACCAGAAGAUUGGGUGUUCAUCAAAGUCAUAAAGAAAAAGUGCUGGUCUGACUCGCGUUGGGAAGGACCCCACCGAAUCAUCCUAUCUACACCCACUGCAGUGAAGGUGGAGGGCCGGACCGCUGGAUGCAUCUUUCUCACUGUAAGGUUCCAGUCAACCGCUGAGGAGGGGAAGCCCGACUCCAAAGGGGAUUAGAGGUUUAGAAUCUAGUCGUCUCAACGUCGGUGAAGAUUUUGGAUCCUCCUAAGCUUAGUGACGAUGCCUUGAGAUAACAGACUUUUAGUGUGGAGGAUGGUCCUGGGAGCGGCUAUCAUUCUCACCUUGCUGACAAUUUUGUUAAGGACUGAACAAAGACUUUUUUCUUGAAAGACAAAGGAAGCCGGAAAAAAGAGAUUGAUUUUGUCAGAGGAUGUGCAUACCUACAUCACACAUGUGUAUCACUUAAAUUCAUGGUAUCGUUAUGCUCAAAUGCUGGUUGAUUUGAAUAAUGUGUGCUAUGUGUGUUCUCUGAUGCCAAUAUCUGCUUAUCAUUCCCGUUUAACAGCCGUAAAAAUUCCUCAUGGACAGAGCUUGUGUAUAGGUGAAGGGAAGUCUGGCAAAGAUGACUUAUAAUUCAUCCCACAUGACAAUACAUAAAAAUGGUAUUAACAUGAUCUGUGAACCUUGUGCAGGGACACACCCUUUGAAGUACAUAAAGUGUAGUGUAACAUUGACCCCUUACUGUAUGCCACUGUUAAACCUAGAACAAGAUUCCCACUGUGUUCUUUCAGAGAUGGUUCUGUGCCGGUGGGGAGUUUGCCUCUCUACAGGUGUUAUCAGUGAAGUUUAGAAUGUAGCCCUACAUUUUGUAGAAUUAAGCUUUGAUUAUUUGAGGACUAGCCCUCAUUGCAUAUAGCCCAUCAAAAUGUUGAUGUGAAUUUGCUUGCUUGAUUGUUGUGAUAAUAUGGGGCUGGGAAAAACAUAUGUGUAGUAGAAGGUGAGUUUUUCUCCUUUUGCUUGUGUAAACAAGUGCCGCUGCUAUAGCAGGGUAAUGGAAGAAUUUUUCCUUCAACGGUUUUCUCCUCAAAUUAAGAUCAAUCAUGACUGAGGUUUUCCGGUAAGGUUUUCGCUUCCAUCAAAAGGUUUGAAACUUGCUAUUCGAGUUGGUAAUAAUUACUACACGCUUUGAUUUGAUUUAUGGUUGAAUCUACAGUAUGUAGCAAUGGAACAAAUGAUUGUGAAGUUUACUAAUGAUAAACAGGAGGGAAAUGACAAAGAAAUUUAUAUAUUUAUCAUUAUGAACUUCAUUUGUGUGCGUCAAAGUUAUAAUCCACACUUUCAUAUGUGUGUUCAAAGUUGCUAUUCACAGUUUCACAUGGGAACCUCACAGGAACGCUAUGCACCUGCAGAUAAGAAACUGGACAUGAGCGAGAGGAGGAUUUUAGGGAGGUUUCGACCAAGGUCAUGCUGACUUGUUUUGCUCUCUGCUUUUCUUUAAUAAAAGAGCCUCUUUGCGUCCAAGAGCUCAGAGACUGUUUCGGAGAGGUAAAGCAAGUCCUCUCUAUGUCUCUCCUCUUGGCGCCAGAGUAUACUGAAAAUUA